AUGAGCAGUCCGAAGCGAAGAAUCGAGACAGAUGUGAGUCGGCAAGAAUUCUACGUGCGCUUCAAGGGCCCUGAGGAGACUCCCUUUCAAGGAGGGCAUUGGAAGAUUCACGUCGAACUACCAGAUCAGUACCCGUACAAGAGCCCAAGUAUUGGUUUUGUCAACAGGAUAUUCCACCCCAACAUCGAUGAGCUAUCGGGCUCUGUCUGCUUGGAUGUUAUCAACCAGACCUGGUCGCCGAUGUACGACAUGAUCAACAUUUUCGAAGUCUUCCUCCCGCAACUCCUGCGAUACCCGAAUCCCUCGGACCCGCUAAAUGGGGAGGCCGCGGCCAUGCUGAUGCGGGAACCCAAAAGUUACGAGGCAAAGGUGAAGGAAUACGUGGCCAAAUACGCCAGCAAAGAAGCUGUUGACGACGCUGGGGAAGACACCGAGUCGGAAGAUGAACUCAGCUCCGCUGGAAGCUACGAUUCGGGCGGAGAAGAGCCGGCCGGAACAAUGGACGACGUUUAA
Molecule: messenger RNA, 513 nt
Organism: Aspergillus melleus
Lineage: Eukaryota; Fungi; Ascomycota; Eurotiomycetes; Eurotiales; Aspergillaceae
Gene: ubc8
Product: E2 ubiquitin-conjugating protein UBC8
Exons: 5
Coding region: 1-513 (170 amino acids)
Biological process (GO): ubiquitin-dependent protein catabolic process; protein polyubiquitination
Cellular component (GO): nucleus
Molecular function (GO): ubiquitin conjugating enzyme activity
Source: RefSeq, a predicted model, not a curated record